This is a messenger RNA of Myxocyprinus asiaticus (Chinese sucker), 2149 nucleotides long. Its product is annotated as tripartite motif-containing protein 16-like. The transcript has 7 exons. Lineage: Eukaryota; Metazoa; Chordata; Actinopteri; Cypriniformes; Catostomidae. Bases 134 to 1855 code for a protein of 573 amino acids. The record is from RefSeq and is a predicted model, not a curated record. Gene Ontology annotation, molecular function: zinc ion binding; protein binding.
CAGUUUAGCCUCUCUCUCUGUUUACUCUAUAUAACUUGCUGUGGAGGCACUUUAGUCUCACUUCUCUUGUUUUACACGCAAGCACGCGUUUCCUCUCCUGAGAUCUCAUCCUGAUUUCUUUGGGGAUUUAACCAUGUCUUUGGACCAGGACUUCUGUUACCUCUGCAAGGAGGAUCUCAGGGAACCUGUUUCCAUCCCAUGUGGUCACAUUUUCUGCUCUGUCUGUAUCAAGACAUACUGGGACCAUGCAGACCAUACUGGACAAUAUCUGUGUCCCCAGUGCAGGGUCACCUACAACAAGAGACCCAGUCCACGCCGCCUUCAGUCUUCUCGCAAUUCUACUUCAGCCCAAAGAACCUCUGACUCUUUCCCACCAGCUCCUCGAUCCCCAGACUACAACUAUGCAGGACCCCAAGAUGUGGGAUGUGACAUCUGUAUCGGCAAGAAGCUCAAAGCUGUCAAGUCUUGUCUGAUGUGUCUGGCUUCCUACUGCGAUAAACAUCUGAAGCCCCAUUAUGAAUCAGCUACUUUCAAACGGCACAAGCUGGUUGAUGAGAUCGGACACCUGGAUCGACAGAUCUGCCCUCAGCACCAGAAAGGUCUGGAGCUCUAUUGUCGCACUGAUCAGAUGUGUAUCUGUGUGUUGUGUACGGUGAAGGAGCAUAAGGGCCAUGACAUGGUGUCUGCUGAACAGGAAAGAUCAGAAAUGCAGCAACGGUUGGGCGCCACCCAAGCUGAGAUCCAGGAGAAGAUCCAUGACAGAGUGAAACAAAUGGAGGAGUUGAAACAGGCUGUUGAUGCUCUUAAGAGCUCAGCACAACGGGCCUUGCAGGAGAGUGAAAAGAUGUUCGGUGACAUGCUUCGUUCCAUUGAAAGAAUGCAACAGGAAAUGACCAAACUCAUCUCAACCAAUAAGAAGGCAGCACUUAACACUGCUGAGGGUCACAUGGAUCGUCUGGGGCAAGAAAUUGCUGACCUGAAGCGGAGAGACAACGAGCUGACACAGCUCUCUCGCACUGAGGACCACAUCCACUUCAUUCAAAGUUACCACAUGCUGCUUGCCCAGACUGAUGCUGAGGAGUUGCCCACUGUUACAGUGAACCCCUACUUUUCCUUUGGUGCUGUCACCAAGACUGUCUCUGAGAUGAAGCAACAUCUAAAUGAAUUCAGCAAUGAAGAGCUGGUCAAGGUGGCAAAGACCGUGAACAAAAUGCCAUUCUGUCAGCUAGAGGACCGUAAGAAGAAAAAGACUAUGAAGUCUGUUGAUGUUGUUGAUGUGUACAAGACUCCAAGCAGCAUUCCCCAGACAAGGGACGACUUUCUCCAGUAUGCCUGCCAGCUAACUCUGGACCCCAACACAGCAUACAGACAGCUCUACCUCUCCCGAAGCAACAGGAAAGCAGCCUUGAAGAGAGAACCUCAGUCUUACAAUGACAGCAAUCAGAGAUUUGACUGUUUGCCCCAGGUCCUGUGCAAAGAGGCUCUCUCAGGAGGUGCGUACUACUGGGAGGUGGAGUGGAGCGGAGAGGGAGCCUCCAUCGGUGUCACCUACAAAGGCAUCAAGAGGACAGGUUACGGGGACUCGGCUCGUAUCGGCUACAACCGCAAGUCCUGGAGUCUCUUCUGCUCUGACUCCAGCUACUCCGCCCGACACAACAAAGACCAGCUUGAGAUUAACACACCCUACUCCUCCCGUAUCGGGGUUUUCCUGGACUGUUCAGGAGGCACUCUUUCUUUCUAUAAUGUGUCAGAGUCCAUGUCACUUAUUCAUCAGUUUAAAGCCUCUUUCAGUGAGCCAGUCUAUCCCGGCUUCUGGGUGUGGUAUGAGUCUGCCAUUACUAUCUGUCAGCUGUAGAUGGUUGAACAUAUGGACAUUUUUAGCUGUAUUUAAUUAUUUUGUAAAGAAUGCAUAUUUCUAAUUAAACUGAUUACAGUUGUGUUUGUUAGUUUUAAACUAUAAUAUAUCAUAUAGGCCUAAUCUGUUAAAAAAUAUGAGUAUUGUGAAAAUUCAAAUACCUCUUUAUCCUACAAUACAGCCCUUCCCAAAAUACUUUCAAAUCUUUAAUAUAAUUUUGUGUCCAGCUGUGUGUUUGUAGUUUAAUAAUUAUAAAAUUACAUUAAAUGCAUAAAUGGCAACAUAAUAAAUACA